Pterocles gutturalis (yellow-throated sandgrouse) is the source of this 1827-nucleotide messenger RNA. RefSeq names its product zinc metalloproteinase-disintegrin-like NaMP. Gene Ontology annotation, cellular component: plasma membrane. Lineage: Eukaryota; Metazoa; Chordata; Aves; Pterocliformes; Pteroclidae. The record is from RefSeq and is a predicted model, not a curated record. The transcript is spliced from 16 exons. The annotation marks the transcript as partial. Gene Ontology annotation, molecular function: metalloendopeptidase activity. Gene Ontology annotation, biological process: proteolysis.
AUGACGAACGCACUUCUCCUUUCUGUUGUUUUGCUACAUUUUCUCCAACAAGGGAGCACGAGCAAGAAAUUACCUGGAGUUAAGCAAUACGAAGUAGUUUAUCCACGGAAAUUGCACACUGUACAUAAAAGAGACGUAGAAAGAGACCAAGAGACAAAAUACGAUGACACAAUGGAGUACGGAAUCAAAGCCAACGGAGAGGAAGUCAUACUGCACCUAGAAAAAAAUAAGCAUCUAUUAGCUCAAGACUAUUCUGAAACAGUUUAUUCUGAUGAUGGUCGACAAAUAACAACAAGUCCUCAGAUCAAGGAUCACUGUUAUUAUGAAGGUUACAUUCAGAACGACGCCGAUUCUGUAGCAAGCAUCAGUGCUUGCGAAGGUCUAAGUGGAUAUUUUGAGACCCGUGGUCAGAAGUACCUCAUUGAACCCUUGGGAACUUCAGACAGAGAGGAACAUGCAGUCUAUAAGUAUGAGAAUCUCGAACAAGAGUCCAUAAAAACCUGUGGACUAAUCAAUAAUACCUGGGAAGAGGAUUCAAAUGACCCCAUCAAUGACAUCUUCAAAUCCAGCAACAGUCCAGAAAUGAAAGCAUACCUGAAAGCAAAAAAAUAUCUGGAGGUUUACAUAGUUGCAGACAACACUUUGUAUAAGAAGUACGACGAAGAUGUUAAAACUGUGAGACAAAGGAUAUUUGGAAUAGUCAACUACAUCAACACGGUUUAUAAGGCCAUAAACAUCUACGUGGCUUUAAUUGGUCUAGAAAUCUGGACAGACGGUGACAAAUGCCUCCUGAGCCGUGCUGCAGGAUUCACUCUGGACAGUUUCUCCAAGUGGCGUCUAUCGGAUUUACUAAAGAGGAAAAGAAACGACAAUGCUCAGCUCUUAACAGGCUACGACUUUGAGGGGACAACGAUUGGAUUAGCCUUUCUGAAAUCCAUAUGCAGUGAUAUAUACUCUGCAGGUAUUAUUCAGGAUCACAACAGAAACGAAAUUGCAGUUGCAGCUACCAUGGCACACGAGAUGGGACACAACCUCGGCAUGAGUCACGACACUGACGCCUGCACAUGUAGUGCUAAAGUUUGUAUCAUGACAGAUACUGUCAGUUCUAUCAUCCCCAAGAAAUUCAGCUCUUGCAGCCUCCAGAGUUUUGAGAGAUACAUGUUGAGCGAGAUGCCAAAAUGCUUAACUAACAUCCCAGACAUGAGCAGCAUCAUCGCACCUCCAACCUGCGGAAACAGCUUUGUGGAAAGAGGAGAGGAAUGUGACUGCGGCACUCCUGAGGAGUGCACAAAUGACUGCUGCGACCCCGAGACAUGCAAGCUGACGGCGGGUUCCACGUGUGCACAUGGAGACUGCUGUGAAAACUGCCAAUACAAAAGCUCAGGAGCUGUUUGCCGAGCAGUGAAGCACGACUGUGACCUGGCUGAGAUGUGCACCGGCUAUUCUGCCAAUUGCCCAGCGGAUCGAUUCCGUGUGAACGGAUAUCCCUGCAACUACGGCGAAGGCUAUUGCUACAUGGGAAGCUGUCCCACGCGAGAAAACCAGUGCAAAGCUGCUUUCGGACCGCAGGCUACUGAAGGUGCAGCUUCCUGCUACCGGAUGAACGAGAAAGGGGUAUAUUACGGAUACUGCAGAAAAGAAAAAGGUAGUCACGUCCCGUGUAGAAAAAAAGAUAUAAUGUGUGGAAAGCUGUUCUGUACUGGGGGGCAGGAGAUGCCUCGGGACGGGAGCCUGGUGACGUUUGAGUCCUGCAAAGCAAGUUUCCCUAGAAACGGAGAAGUAGACCCAGGGAUGAUUCUCAACGGAACAAAGUGUGGGAAUGGGAUG